Molecule: messenger RNA, 1843 nt
Organism: Alnus glutinosa
Lineage: Eukaryota; Viridiplantae; Streptophyta; Magnoliopsida; Fagales; Betulaceae
Exons: 6
Coding region: 214-1191 (325 amino acids)
Molecular function (GO): oxidoreductase activity
Source: RefSeq, a predicted model, not a curated record
GUUAGGAGAAAAACAGCCUCCCCCGGAUUAGACCGGGAGGAACAAAAGGCUGGGUGCUAAGAACAAAAAUUCUCAGUGUUAUUAUAUUUGAACACCAAUCAUUUCUCAAUUCUCAGUAUAAAAAUGUACUGUAUGAGAAAAACAAAGUCCAAUAAAUACACAAUUCCUGAGACCUGAGAGGAAAGUUUCUACUAUCAGUGUCCAACGCCAAAGAUGAAGGCCGUAGUGAUAACCAGUCCCGGUGGGCCGGAAGUGCUGCAAGUGCAAGAGGUAGAAGAUCCGGAACUCAGAGACGAUGAGGUUCUGAUCAAGGUCGCGGCCACGGCGCUGAACCGGGCCGACACGGAGCAGAGGAAAGGCGCGUACCCACCCCCCAAGGGUGCGAGUGAGUACCUUGGUGUCGAAUGUUCCGGGAUCGUCAUAGCCGUCGGAGAAAGAGUUUCGCGCUGGAAGGUUGGAGAUCAGGUUUGUGCUCUUCUUAGUGGAGGGGGUUAUGCAGAAAAGGUUGCUGUUCCCGCUGGACAAGUUCUUCCUGUCCCACAAGGUGUUUCGUUGAAGGAAGCUGCUAGCUUCCCUGAGGUGGCAUCCACUGUUUGGUCUGCUGUUUUUAUGAUGAGUCGUCUAUCUGCUGGGGAAACAUUUUUGGUUCAUGGAGGCUCAAGCGGUAUUGGUACAUUUUCUAUUCAGAUAGCUAAAUACCAAGGAGCAAGAGUGUUUGUCACAGCAGGGAGUGAGGAAAAAUUAGCUUUUUGCAAGAAACUUGGAGCUGAUGUGUGCAUCAAUUACAAGACACAGGAUUUUGUUAAACGGGUGAAGGAAGAAACGGGUGGACAAGGUGUUGAUGUUAUUCUGGAUACAAUGGGAGCAUCCUACUUGAUGCGAAACAUUGAGAGCUUAAAUGUUGAUGGGAGGCUUUUUAUUAUUGGCACUAUGGGUGGUUCAGAUGCAAAAAUUGAUCUCCGUGUUCUUCUUGCAAGGCGCCUCACAGUGCAAUCGGCUGGGUUGCGACACAGAAGUGCGGAAAACAAAGCUGUGAUUGUUAAUCAAGUUGAGAAGAUUGUUUGGCCUGCAAUUGUGGCGGGCAAGGUGAAGGCAGUGGUGCACAAGUCUUUUCCAUUUUCUGAAGCAGCGGAGGCUCACCAGCUCAUGGAAAGUAACAAUCAUAUUGGAAAGAUACUGCUUCUUCCAUGAUGCUGUGGAUGAUCUGCGACUCAAGUGGAUGAUUUUAUUUUAGCCUUGGUGUGUGUUGAUACAGUUUCCAGCAUGGUGACGUGUUAGAUGAUGCUUUGCCUGAAGACUCGCUUUGUUCUUUAUGAUCUGCAAAAUAAUAAACACUGCGUCGGGGGGUGCCGACGAUCCCCCUCCGAUGCCAAAGUCAGAUGAUGGUUUGAAUAUGAGCAGAGUAAUUUUUAGAAGCAUAGAAUAGCAUGUACCUUAAUAUCUGAAGAGACUCUGGUAUUUAUAGAGAUUGAGGAGCAGCUAGGAUUGUUCUUGGUUUGUGCGGGGAUCGGUAGUUGAGGAAGACGUGACUUCGGGUGCACGGACAUUUUGGGGUCCAUGACCGCCUAUUUCGGGUGCACAAUCCUUUAUGGGUGACAUGUUUGUCAAGACAGUUUGGGCGCACGAUCUAGUUAUGUAUCGUGCGUCGUGUCCCUUAAAUCUCGGGUAAUACCGAGAUGUUCGCGGAUGGGUGUUACGAUGUAUCCGGGUCUACCACCCGAGUCGGGUGGUCAAUUCGGUUGAACCGGUUGGGCCCAAAUGAUUUUGAUGGGCUUUGAUAAACUAAUAUUUUCUCUAAUAGUGUGCUUAACUCUGCGAAGCUUGGAGCUUUUAUCAAGGUAAA